GGAAAUGACAAAGAAGAAGACGAAGAAGAAGACGAAGCAAAGAUGGCUGAUAAAGGCAGCGCCGAGGCUACCAAAGUUGAUGAAAACGUUGCUGCUGGAGGCUCCACGAUAGUCGUUACUGUCAAAGCCCCGGGAGGAAAAGAGGAAAUUAAUAUUUCGGAAGAUUCUUCCGUCGCUGAGUUCAAACAGGAAAUAUCCAAAAAGUUCAAUGCAAAUCAGGAGCAGCUGGUGUUGAUAUUUGCUGGGAAGGUUCUGAAGGACGGGGACUCUUUAAAACAGCAUGGCAUCAAAGACGGGCUCACCGUCCAUCUUGUCAUCAAGGCCGCCCCAAAAUCAACGGCUGCCGCCGCACCUCAGCCUAGCUCCAGUUCUCAAACAUCUCAAGAGACCCCCAGACGGUCCAGCCCCACUGUAGCAGACAGCACAAGUCAGACACCGACACAACCUGCAAGUGCAGCAGGGGGGCUCGGUGACCUGUCCAGCUUGCUGGGUCUGGGCAGCGGUUCGUCCAGCUUCCUGGAGAUGCAGCAGCAGGUGCAGAGGCAGCUGAUGUCCAACCCGCAGAUGAUGUCUCAGGUCAUGGGGAGCCCGCUCGUCCAGAACAUGAUGUCCAACCCGGAGCUGAUGAGGCAGAUGAUGGGGGGGAGCCCUCAGAUGCAGCAGCUGCUGGAACGAAACCCAGAAGCUGCCAGCAUGCUGAACAACCCUGAGCUCAUGAGACAGAUGCAGAAUCCUGAAACUCUGUCAACACUGACCAACCCCAGAGUCAUGCAGGCCCUGGUGCAGAUCCAGCAAGGUCUGCAGGUCUUACAGACAGAAGCCCCAGGAUUCAUGACCAGGAUGUCUCCCGGAGGUCUCACAGUCCCUCCAGUCCCUCCCGUCUCAGGGGGCAUCGUCCCUCCAGUGACCCCUCCCGCUCCCUCUACUGCGUCCGGAUCAAGUGCUUCGCAGCAGCAGCUCAUGCAGCAGAUGCUACAGAUGUUUUCAGGCAGAGGCUCAUCACUCCAGACACCGGAGGUUCGAUUCCAGCAGCAGCUCGAUCAGCUGAACGCCAUGGGCUUCAUCAACCGCGAGGCCAACCUGCAGGCGCUGAUCGCCACGGGAGGGGAUGUGAACGCUGCCAUCGAGAGGCUGCUGGCCUGACUCUCUGUUAAACCCUGGGUCUCAGGACGGAACAACGAUAAAAACAAAAUAGCCUAGUCCUCUAUUCACACGGGAGUCUGACCAGACCUCAGGUCUUCAGUCACUUCUGCCGGUCUAGAGGGAGUCUCCGACACAUUUAGGUCCGACCAUCAUUACCACCGUGUUCCUCCGACUAGAAGCCGCCACAUGACGGCUUCUUGAUAUCACCGACGUUUAAUCGUAACUUAACAGAAUUUAAUUUGGAUGGUGUUCAGGUGGUUCUCUGCUAACUUUAGAGCCGGGGAGUUCUCACGGUUGAGGCGUGAGCCAGAUUACGCAAUAACACCAUGAAAAUAGAACGACCAGACAGAAACUGGGCCGUGGGCUCAGAGAUGGUAGAGCACAGACGGGUUAUUUCUUUUCUUAUUCUUUUCUCAAUUCAGCCUUUAUCAUUCCCAUUCUUCUUCGCAGUAUCACAGAGGUUGAGGCAGAAGGGAAGAUGAUGAUUGGAUGAUUGGUUUGAGAUCAGCAUGUAACAGGAAGAGUUUGAGUCUGUAUUAUCUGACAAAAUUCAAAAACUGUAGUCUGAAGCUGACAUUAACCCCUCACUGGUUCUCAUUUCUGUCUCCAUUUAAGAACUCAAACAACAUGUUCCGCUUCAUAUUUCCAUCCUGUCGCUGUUCUUUCUCAGUACUUUGUCUUGUUUGUGGGUUUGUGCCUUUUAUGGUUCUAGUAGGAGGAGUAAGUGCAACUUUUUUCUUUGUUUGUUUUUUUUCUUGAGGCUGGGACCAAAGCCGCGACAUUCUCGAUUCUUCAAUAGUGCAAUACAAAAAGUGGAAGAGGACAACCGGAGAACUAUUUACCUGGGGAGGUGUCCCUUUAAAUUCUCUGGUUUUAUCACAGCAUUGAUAGACUGUGUACACACCGGAUUUUCUUUAUCUGUUAAUAUAACCGUUACAAAAUGAUCUGUGAAAUCUAUUGUAUGUAUGUCUGCCUAUUGGGGAAUAUAUAAAGUUUUUAAUCUAAUAAAUUAUUUGCAUGUACGGCAAAAAAAUAAAUAAAUAAAACGUACUCUUGACGGUGGAGUUUAAACUUUAAUUAAAAAAAUUCAAUUUGGCCUUAGUUGCUGCUUCUGGUGACGUUUGAAAAGUCCAACUUGUAUAAUAAUGCACCUAUGAAAACUAAAUAAAAGUUUAUUUAAUUUC
This is a messenger RNA of Mugil cephalus (flathead mullet), 2327 nucleotides long. RefSeq names its product ubiquilin-4-like. Gene Ontology annotation, biological process: ubiquitin-dependent protein catabolic process. Bases 43 to 1143 code for a protein of 366 amino acids. The record is from RefSeq and is a predicted model, not a curated record. Lineage: Eukaryota; Metazoa; Chordata; Actinopteri; Mugiliformes; Mugilidae. The transcript is spliced from 7 exons. Gene Ontology annotation, cellular component: cytosol. Gene Ontology annotation, molecular function: polyubiquitin modification-dependent protein binding.